Messenger RNA from Penicillium brevicompactum, 375 nucleotides. RefSeq lists its product as uncharacterized. NCBI's taxonomy places the organism in Eukaryota, Fungi, Ascomycota, Eurotiomycetes, Eurotiales, Aspergillaceae. The coding region runs from base 1 to 375 and encodes 124 amino acids. The record is from RefSeq and is a predicted model, not a curated record. The transcript has a single exon.
AUGGUCUACCGGCCUGAUACUAGCUCUCCCCGAAUUCAUCGAGAGGAAUACCGCGUGAGCGCGCCAGCUGGAGGAGGUUCACGAUGGCGAGCCGAUCUCGAGAAGAAACACCACGUUGUCGAGUCUCGCUUCCCCAAGGAAGCUAAGAAAGUCAGUUGUGACGGGAUGACAAAGAACCAUCGCGAAGUCUGCUUUUCUCCUGCAAUCUACGAACGAGAGCUAGCUGUGUUCGAGAUUGCUAAAGUUCCGGGGUACCACAUCAGUUGUGGCCCAGAGUUAAAAGAAGAAGUCGAUGGAUCAAUCAUCUCCGUUGCCAAUAUCCAUACAGCCAAACUCACUCAGGUGUCCACGGGUGGUUCGAGAAUCCGGCAAUAA